AUGUCUGCCACAUCCGGAGUUAAUGUACUCCGGUACUCCGCUCUCGCCUUUGGCGUCUUCUACGGAUUCACCCACCAAAGAUCAAUCAACGCUACCCAGAGGGCAGCUGCGGAGAAGAGGGAAUAUGAGCACAAGCAGCAAUUAAUAGAGAAGGCCAAGGCUGAGUUUGCGAAGAAGAACAGCCCGGCAGCAGCGGCCUCGACGACCGGUGGAUUGAAUCAAGAUCCGAUGAGCGCGAAUUUCGACCUGGAGGCAUUCUUCAACGCCCUGGUCAAGGAGAACCCUUAG
This is a messenger RNA of Cryphonectria parasitica EP155, 288 nucleotides long. RefSeq lists its product as uncharacterized. Lineage: Eukaryota; Fungi; Ascomycota; Sordariomycetes; Diaporthales; Cryphonectriaceae. Gene Ontology annotation, biological process: proton motive force-driven ATP synthesis. The transcript is spliced from 3 exons. The coding region runs from base 1 to 288 and encodes 95 amino acids. Gene Ontology annotation, molecular function: proton transmembrane transporter activity. The record is from RefSeq and is a predicted model, not a curated record.